Molecule: messenger RNA, 1683 nt
Organism: Arabis nemorensis
Lineage: Eukaryota; Viridiplantae; Streptophyta; Magnoliopsida; Brassicales; Brassicaceae
Source: the annotation of a GenBank genome assembly
AUGGCUUCGGUUCAAGACGAAAGUAUACUCCUUCAAAUUGAAGAAUCUCUUCUUACACAGGAAGAAGUGAAGAAUGUGUUGUCUUCUUCGGCUCAAGAUGGUUCAGUAGACAUUCAUGGAAACCCACCAUUGAAACAGAAAACAGGAAACUGGAAAGCUUGUCCAUUCAUUCUUGGCAAUGAAUGCUGUGAGAGAUUAGCUUACUAUGGAAUUGCAAAGAAUCUAAUCACUUAUUACACAAGUGAAUUGCACGAGUCCAAUGUUUCUGCAGCUAGGCAAGUCAUGAUUUGGCAAGGAACUUGCUAUAUCACACCUCUCAUUGGAGCUUUAAUAGCUGAUUCUUACUUGGGAAGAUACUGGACUAUUGCUUCUUUCUCUGCUAUUUACUUUGUUGGAAUGGCGUCGUUGACACUCUCGGCUUCAGUUACGGGUUUAAAGCCACCGGAAUGCAUUGGAGUUGGUCCUUGCCCACCUGCAACAACGGUUCAGUAUGCGGUUUUCUUGUCCGGGCUUUACCUUAUUGCGCUUGGUACUGGAGGAAUUAAACCAUGUGUCUCUUCUUUUGGUGCUGAUCAGUUUGAUGAUACUGACGCGAUUGAACGAGUCAGAAAAGCUUCUUUCUUUAACUGGUUUUACUUCUCCAUCAACAUUGGUUCGUUUGUCUCAUCGACUUUACUAGUUUGGCUUCAAGAGAAUGCUGGAUGGGGUCUCGGUUUUCUGAUUCCCACCGUAUUCAUGGGACUCUCUGUCGCGAGUUUCUUCUUUGGAACUCCGCUUUAUAGGUUUCAGAAACCGGGAGGCAGCCCCAUUACAAGAGUAUGCCAAGUUCUUGUAGCUGCAUACCGCAAAAUGAAUCUAAACGUCCCUGAAGACUUCAAAUUUCUGUGUCUCGACAAAGCCGCUGUUAGUUCAGAAGACGAAUCAAAGUCCGGUGUUUUUUCCAACCCGUGGAAGUUAUGUACUGUGACUCAAGUCGAAGAAGUGAAGAUUCUGAUCCGUAUGUUUCCAAUUUGGGCCACAGGGAUCGUCUACUCGGCCCUGUAUUCACAGAUUUCCACUCUAUUCGUGCAACAAGGACGGUCCAUGAAACGGGUCAUCCGCUCUUUCGAUAUACCUCCCGCCUCACUCGGGGUUUUUGACACAGUUACCGUGCUCAUAUCAGUCCCAAUCUAUGACCGUUUCAUUGUACCCCUCAUGAGACGUUUUACAGGCACACCAAAAGGAUUCACUGAUCUGCAGCGAAUGGGAAUCGGUCUCUUUCUCUCUGUUCUAAGCAUUGCAACUGCAGCUAUAGUUGAAACUGUGAGGUUGCAGCUCGCUCGAGACACUGUUGUAAUGAACAUAUUUUGGCAGAUCCCUCAAUACAUGCUAAUGGGAUUGGCAGAGGUUUUCUUCUUCAUUGGUCAGCUCGAGUUUUUCUAUGAGCAAUCUCCAGAUGGAAUGAGAAGCUUAUGCAGUGCUCUGGCGCUUCUCACUAGCGCAAUCGGAAGCUACCUGAGCUCGAUGAUCCUCACACUUGUGGCGUAUUUUACGACAAUUGGUGGUAAAGAUGGUUGGAUUCCAGACAACCUUAAUAAAGGACAUCUUGAUUACUUCUUCUGCCUUUUGGUCUCUCUUGGACUUGUCAACAUUCCUGUUUAUGCCUUCUUCUCUGUUAAGCACACUCAGAAGAAGGUUUUAUAA